AUGGGUGGUGCUAGUGACUGGAGUAAGGGAUAUGCAAGAGUAUCUGUCAAUUCAUGCAAAAUCAUCUUCUACGAAGACAAGAACUUUCAGGGCCGCUCCUAUGAGUGCAACUCGGAUUCUUCAGACCUGAGCUCAUAUUUUAGCCGCUGCAACUCUAUCCGGGUAGAAAAUGGCAACUGGAUUCUUUAUGAACAGCCAAAUUACAGGGGACACCAGUACUAUCUCAGGAGAGGAGAAUAUCCUGAUUUCCAGCAAUGGAUGGGUUACAAUGACUCCAUCAGAUCCUGCCGUCUGACCCCACAACACCGUGGCCCAUUUAGAAUUAGGAUCUAUGAGAGAGAAGACUUUAAAGGUCAGAUGAUGGAGUUCACUGAAGAUUGUCCUCAUGUUUAUGAGCAAUUCCGUUACCAUGACAUCCACUCCUGCAAUGUGUUUGAUGGUCACUGGGUGUUCUAUGAAGAGCCUAACUACAGGGGGCGCCAGUACUACCUGAGACCCGAAGAGUACAGAAGAUACACUGAUUGGGGAGCUAUGAAUCCUAGAAUUGGUUCCUUCAGACGAGUCAUGUUUCAAUAAAAUAUAUAUUUUAUAACCUCGUAUCAUUAAUAAAUAUAUUAAAACUGAAUACAA
Bombina bombina (fire-bellied toad) is the source of this 630-nucleotide messenger RNA. Its product is annotated as gamma-crystallin 1-like. Gene Ontology annotation, molecular function: structural constituent of eye lens. The record is from RefSeq and is a predicted model, not a curated record. Bases 1 to 576 code for a protein of 191 amino acids. The transcript is spliced from 4 exons. Gene Ontology annotation, biological process: visual perception; lens development in camera-type eye. NCBI's taxonomy places the organism in Eukaryota, Metazoa, Chordata, Amphibia, Anura, Bombinatoridae.